GUUCUGUUGAAAACCGAGAUCAGGGGCGAAGCAGAGGGUAGAAACUCACCGGCACCGGGGCCAGCGUCCGCAACAAAGCCUCCCAGAAAAGUGGAUGAGAGGGCCGAUAUCUACGUCCAGCCACUGAGUGAACAGACUCUGCGUUUUUCAGCCAGUGUGUCGCAGACAAGAAGCGCAGAUGGACACCAGAAGCACUGAAGAGAAACCUGUCCAGCGAUCUAAAUCCUUCAGCUUUAAGACUCAAAAGGAAGUCUGCUCAUCAUGUGAGAAGACGGUCUACCCAAUGGAGAGAUUGGUUGCCAACAACCUGGUCUUCCAUUCAGCCUGCUUCUGCUGCAAGCACUGCAACGCCAAACUCAGCCUUGGCACCUUUGCAGCUCUUCAAGGUGAAUUUUACUGCAAACCCCAUUUCCAACAGCUGUUCAAGAGCAAAGGCAACUACGACGAGGGCUUCGGACGCAAACAGCACAAAGAGCUCUGGGCGUCCAAGGAGACAGACAAUAUAACAAAGACGGCAUAAUCAUGUCUCCCUGUGUCCCAUCCCAGCCCUUCCUCUUCCUUUGCCUCCUCCUAACACCUCCAGUACAUCACAAUGAACACAAGCCUCAUAAGCUGGGCCUCUGUUAAGUCACCCACACACUCACUUGCUUUUGAAAUGCCAUCAGAACAGAUACAUGCACAAAACAGCUAGGAAGUGACUGGCCAGUCUUAAUCCAUACCAAUUAAAAAUUAAUUUUAGGGAUAUUGUUUGGGUUUGAUUUUAUUGAUAUCUGUAUUUUCCUAAUUUUAUUUUCCAAUUUCCUAUUUGGAAUUGGUAGUUGAUUGUGACCAAAAACCUUCUCUGGUAUGGGGAGUAUUAUAAUAAUAAUAAUAAUAAUAAUUAGUUAUGUUUUUCUCUUUUAUUCUCUUAAUAAAUUUGCACCCUUUCUUUUUGGAAUAUGUGAACUGUAUGCUCAGGCAAACAUAUCAGAGGGGUUACAGCGCAUCCAUGAUUUGCAGUAGAGCAUACACUCAGGUCAAUUUUCACCCAAGGAUUUUAGCAAGACACAAAUCAAAAUAAUAGUCCUCAGUAUUGUGACUUUGCUGUCAGAGACAAUUUUUUCUGUUGGUCAGGUUUCAUAUAUUUGAGGAACAAACAGGGUACAGAGUACUGUAAAACAACGCGCACAUCAGCAACAGCUCACCUCUCGUGUUUUUUGAUUGCUUUGGUUUUCUCAUCGUUCGCAUCAUCCCACAGUUUGUUCUCAUUUCGACGACCAGUUUGAGUCUUAUCGUUGCAUGUUGGUAUGACUGGGUCUUAACAGCCUUAUCUUAUGACUGUAUCGAUCUUUUGUGUUGUGAAUGGUUUUAUUUCUCAUUGAUGCAUAGUGAAUCACUUUUUAAAGUUUUUUUUAGAAGCGUUUGAGUUUGGAUUUGAUUGAUGUCAUGGCAUAGGUUGAUCCUCUUUGAGCUUUUACGGUCAAAAUUUAAAUGGAAUUCUCAAGUUGUGUUUUGUAUACUAUCUGUACAUAGAGGUAUAGUUUGUGAUUAGUGAACAUUCCCCCUCCUCAUACUGUCUUGCACAUGCGACCACACAUGAUCACCAGACAAGAUGUUGAUAAUCACAGGGAAACUUAGGCCUCGUCCUGUAAACAUCCUUCUCUAAAACAUUUAAGCGGAGCUGUAAACCUGGUUAAAUUGAUUACUUCAGUUAUAGUUCUGUGCCACAAAUGAGGAUGUUGAUGGACAGAGCUUAAGCCUUGCAGGACACCACACAAUUUUGUCCCUUCACUUCACACUUGUCAGUUCUUAGCGUCUUGUGAUGAGUUCCCUCCUGCUGUAUUUGAGUGUGUUCUUAUAACUUGAUAGUUUUUAUGGGGACAUAGACAGAUCCAAUCGAAUCAUAGUGUCUUGAACAUCCAUCAUUAUUCGUUCCCCCCCAAGUCCCACCUAGUAAGCGUGGGCAGAUUUCCUUUUUAAAUAAAUGCCUUCCUAUUCUCAUCUCAUGUCUUAUUUGCUAAAUACAUCUUAGCACCUGGACCUAUUUCUUAUUAUUGAAUUUACCAUAGGUGGCUGAUGGAGGGUUGUCACAAUAUUGGUCCCCUAGUGCUCCUGCAUGUUGCAUGCAAAACCCAGUGCGGAGCACCCCCUGCUGGGGAAAGUGUGACAGUAGUGUCUAGCGUGAAAAGAUGAAAAAAAUAACUUUGCCCAAGAACUUCUCAACAAAGCCUUUAUUUGAAGUUUUUAAAUGCGUUGCCUCAGUCUGCAGUGCAGCUACUGCACUCCAGCCACUUUUGAUGUUAUUUAAUUGCACCACCUAAGAGAAAUGAAUCCAGUUAGGCAAGAUUUCCACAACUGCAUUUCAUUCUAUAUGACGAAUGAGUCUAAAGCCAUUCAAAUAUCUAAUUUUAGGAAAUAUCUGAAUACCACUGAGACUUGACUGACACUUGAAUGACACAAAGUACUUUUUGUGACUGAAGGUUUACUGUGAAUUUAAGCAUGCUGUGCAGAAUAGAAAGCUAAACUUAACAGAUGGAUAUUUGCUACUUUUUUAAAAGAGAAGCCUUAGAAAUAAAUAGCUGAUCGUAUUGCUUUUUCAAACAAGACCUUUUGAGUGCACAGAUCUUUACAAAGAAAUCUCCUCAUCAUUCCUUUUCAAAAACAGACCUGCUUACUCGAAUCCCACUCUUUAACAUAGAAAUACUUCAUUCAACCAGCAGCCAUUUUUCCUAUCUAACCACUUUUUAUCCACAUAUAAUGUACAAUAAUUCAAAUUCUACUGUGCGUGACUGUAAAUUUUAUAUUUUCCUUUUUUUUCAUUUUAAAACGGUCCUCUGGAUUCCUGAGAAUGCUUUAAAAUCAAGAGUAUUGUAUCUAGAAAUGCUGUCUUUGUCAUUCUCCGUUAGCAGUUCGCCAAGGUACAGCUGCAAAAUCUGUGAAUUGCAACUUCUAAGUGUAACAGAGCAGACAAGGUACACUUUACACUGGUGCCAAGAGGCUCAGGUGAAUGAUUGCAGUGUAACGUUUUAAAUGUUAAAUCUGUGAGUCAUUUCAUUUUUGUGCUAAACUUGAUGUGGACUUACUUUUCAAUGCUGUUGUCAUUGAGACAUUUUAAAUGUAUGCAUCGUUGAAAAUGUAUUCUGUAUUGCAGACUUGACGUGUGGAUUGAGGUGGCCUUACAGCAAAAGGACGCUUGGACUGUGUUUGCAGUCUUUCUCCUCCAUUCUCCCUUCUCUCUAUUACUUAGUUGUGGUAUAGAAGAUUUUAAAAUGUAAGCGCCCCCUUUCUGCGCCAAUACACACAAUCAUUUUGUGCAUUUCUUUCAUUUCUUUUUUGUUUUUUACAUGCUUUUGGAGAAAAAAUAAAAUGCUGGUGUUGAUUUAA
Messenger RNA from Seriola dumerili (greater amberjack), 3363 nucleotides. It is a transcript of the gene limd2, whose product is annotated as LIM domain containing 2. Lineage: Eukaryota; Metazoa; Chordata; Actinopteri; Carangiformes; Carangidae. Bases 179 to 520 code for a protein of 113 amino acids. Gene Ontology annotation, molecular function: actin filament binding. The transcript has 4 exons. The record is from RefSeq and is a predicted model, not a curated record. Gene Ontology annotation, biological process: actin filament bundle assembly. Gene Ontology annotation, cellular component: actin cytoskeleton; plasma membrane.